This is a messenger RNA of Anolis carolinensis (green anole), 2951 nucleotides long. Its product is annotated as vomeronasal type-2 receptor 26. The record is from RefSeq and is a predicted model, not a curated record. Gene Ontology annotation, cellular component: plasma membrane. Gene Ontology annotation, molecular function: G protein-coupled receptor activity. Bases 1 to 1347 code for a protein of 448 amino acids. The transcript is spliced from 3 exons. NCBI's taxonomy places the organism in Eukaryota, Metazoa, Chordata, Lepidosauria, Squamata, Anolidae. Gene Ontology annotation, biological process: G protein-coupled receptor signaling pathway.
AUGUUGCCUAAGAACUACCAGCUGAUCCUUGCCUUUGCAUUUGCUAUUCAUGAGAUCAACCAGAAUGACAAAUUGUUGCCCAACAUCACAUUGGGAUCAGAAAUCUAUGACAAUAUAUUUAGUGCAAUGAAAGCCACUGGGAACACUCUGCAUCUUCUCUUCACGGCACAAAGGGACCCCUUCAAUUACAACUGUUUCCAGAGGCAGAAAGUCAUGGCCAUCAUUGGUGAUAUCAACUCUGAGACUUCUAUCCAGGUGUCGAAUAUCUUAAAUAUCUACAAAAUCCCACAGCUGGAUUAUGGAUCUUUUGAUCCCAUCUUCAGUGAUAAAACUCAGUUUCCCUCUUUCUUUCGGAUGGUGCCAGAUGAAAUCUUUGAGUAUCCUGGGAUUGUUCAGCUGCUGCAGUAUUUUGGUUGGAAUUGGGUAGACCUCAUUGUUCCCGAGGAUGCAAGUGAAUGCGUCAAGUGCCAAGAGGAUCACUACCCAAAUAGGAAACAAGACCAAUGCCUUCCUAAGAGAACCACUUCUUUAUAUUAUACAGAACCUCUGGGAGCAAUUUUGGCUUCCUGCGCCCUUGUUUUUUCAGUAAUCACAAUUCUGGUGAUGGGGACUUUCAUUCGUUACUGGAACACUCCCAUUGUCAAAGCCAACAACUGGACCAUCACUUGUAUUCUCCUUGUCUCUCUGUUGCUCUGUUUUCUGUGCUCUUUUCUUUUCCUUGGCACACCGGGAAAAGUUUCUUGCCUUCUCCGGCAAACCGUCUUUGGCAUUGUCUUUUGUAUAGCAGUUUCUUGCAUGUUGGCCAAGACCAUCACUGUGGUGCUGGCCUUCAUGGCCACAAAGCCAAGGAACCAGAUGAAGAAAUGGAUUGGGAAGAAGCUGGCAAUAUUGGUGAUCGUCUUUUGUGCUUUUAUUCAAGCUGGUCUCUGCACAGUGUGGUUGUCCACCUCUGCACCAUUUCCAGAGUUUGACAUGCGCUCCCAGCUUGCAGAGAUCGUCUUGCAAUGCAACGAAGGCUCCGACACCAUGUUCUACCUUGUCCUGGGUUACAUGGGGCUGCUGUCCUUCAUUAGCUUCACUGUUGCUUUCUUUGCUAGGAAGCUGCCCAGCAGUUUCAAUGAAGCCAAGCUGAUAACUUUCAGCAUGUUGGUCUUUUGCAGUGUUUGGGUUGCUUUUGUCCCAAGCUACCUGAGCACCAAAGGGAAAAAUAUGGUGGCUGUGGAGGUCUUCUCCAUCUUGGUCUCUAGUUUUGCCCUACUGGGUUGUAUCUUCUUCCCCAAAUGCUAUAUUAUUCUGGUGAGGCCAGAGCUGAAUAUAAGAGAAAAGCUUGUAAAGAAAAAGAAUUGAUAUCUACACAAAAUGCAAUCAUGUUUGUGAUGAAUGAUCUCAUAUCAGUUUAUAAAGGGAAAUCAGUGUCUGACAGGGAAUAAUAUUGGAUUAGUACUAUAGUGGAGUCCCCACUGGUGCAAUGGGUUAAACCCUUGUGCUGGCAGGACUGCUGACUUGAAGGUUGGGUUGCUGACCUGAAGGUUGCCGGUUUGAAUCCGGGGAGAGCGUGGAUGAGCUCCCUCUGUCAGCUCCAGCUCUCCAUGUGGGGACAUGAGAGAAGCCUCUCAUAAGGAUAGUAAAAACAUCAAAAACAUCUGGCGUCCCCUGGGCAAUGUCCCUGCAAAUGGUCAAUUCUCUACACCAGUUUCUCAAGUUGCUCCUGAUACGAAAAAGUACUAUAGUGCCUGGGAUUGAGGUGUGCUUAUUGCCAUGACCACCGUGAUGCUGAAGAAAAAUGGUUAUGGACUUCAGCACCAAUACAUUGUAAUGUCACUUGAUGGAAAAGGCAUACUAUCAUGUGUUAGGUCUGUCACCAUAUUACUUCUUUGCACGAUUCUUUGGGUAAUUUAUGUUCAGGGAGUCAAUACCUUUCAGGAGACAUGGAAAAUUACUGUUGGAUGCUUUAUGAUAUACCCUUUUCCCCUGAAAUAAGACCUAACUGGAAAACAAACCCUAGCAUCAUUUUUCAGUGUAGUAAUAAUAUAAGCCCUACCCUAAAAAUAAGCCAUGGUUAAAAUCACCAACCAAAGGGACGUAUUUAGUUUACCAGUAGUAAAUUCAUUGCAACAUGUUAUAGAUUUAUUGAAUUAUAAAAUAAUAAUACUAAUAUAUAAGUAAAAUACAUACAUUGACAUUAAUACUUAAAAUAAAUAGUAAUGCCAGUAGCUGGUUCUAUAGUUCAUUUAAACGACUUCACAAUGUUAUAUUCUUAGUAGGGCAGUCUCUCGCACUGCUGCCAAAUAUUCCAUUAAUAGGAUCCCAUCACUUCACCUGAGCGUUCCGUUUUUAUACCAGUGUGGAAGGAAAUGCAUUCAUGAUGUAUUCUGGGCUUUUAAAAAGAUCUGUUGUGGACAGUGGCAGCUCGAAUAGUAUACGCCAGAUAUUGGAAAACCUCAGAGAUUCUUCCCUUAGAAGAAUGGGAAAAAUACAUUACAGAUUUGCUGAUAAUGGAUAAAAUAACUGUACUCUUAAGAGGAAAACCUUUAGUGAAAUUUGUUGAAGAAUGGCAACCAAUAAUCCAACAUCUCAAUGUAAAAUUAAUGUAAACGUGUACAUAGGGGAAGCUAUAAGACGGUAGACAAGGAGGAAACGAAUAUUAUUUUGGAGCCUAUAAUACCUUUAUAUGUACUAUUUAAAUAGAACACUCUGACCCCUUAAUGAAAAUAUAUUAUCUGAGAAAUGAUUAUGGAAGAUUAAUAGCUGGAAAAUAUUGCACUGUAUGCAACAAACACUUGCAAAUGUAUGUCUAUUUGAACGAAUUAAAUAAAUAAAUAAAUAAAUAAAUAAGAUCUGUUGUUUUUCACAAUUCCAUCCAUCCUUGAGACAAUGCAAAACGCUCCAUGGUCAAGUAUCUAUUGCUUUCUACAUUGUGUUCCGUUAGUAUAAGGGGUCAUUGGGAUAGA